CACAUGACAGCUGGCACACAAAAUGGCGGAUGUGUCCGCUCCUUCACAAUCACAAUUAAAUCAAGUAUCUGUCCAAGAACAUCUCUAUAAAAUUCUUGUCAUUGGUGAAUUUGGAGUUGGUAAGACAUCUAUAAUCAGAAGAUACACAGAAGGUACAUUUUUUCCAAACUAUAAGUUGACGAUUGGUGUGGAUUUUGCCUUGAAAAGUGUCGAAUGGGAUCAGAAUACAAAAGUAAAUUUACAAUUAUGGGAUAUUGCUGGACAUGAACGAUUUGGUCAUAUGACAAGGGUUUAUUAUAAAUAUGCAAUAGCAGCAAUUAUUGUUUUUGACUUAUCUCGACCAGCAACAUUUGAUUCGGUCUUAAAGUGGUUCAAUGACAUUAAUUCUAAAGUAAUGUUGGGAAAUGAACAACCAGUUCCUGUUAUGUUAAUAGCCAAUAAAUGUGAUAUUGAAGAUGUAGAGAUACAAAAAGAUGUUCUUAAUAAAUUUUGUGAAGAACACAACUUUAUAGCCUGGUUUUCUACAUCAGCUAAAAAUAACACAAAUAUUGAUGAUGCAAUGAAAUUUUUAAUUACUCACAUAUUGUCUUUACCUACGGAUGUUCAACAACCUUCAGAUAAUAUUUUACUACAUAGCGGUAAUACAUCAUUUGAAGAUUCAGAAAGCGAAGAUAAGAAGAGCACAAAAUCAAAUAGUGGUUGUUGUAGCUAGUAUUAAUUUAAUGAGGACAUGAUCAAAUUCAAAUACAUGACAGUUUUAGGGCUCCAUAUUUUAUAACCUGAUCUAUCAUCAGUGUCUUCCAUGUUAACUCCUUUGUACCAAAUCUAAAUGUGUCUGGUUCCACUGAGCAGAGGUGAUGUGGGUGUCAGGAUUAUAGGUCUGUCCUCUAUGCAAGCAGGUUUUUGAUAAUAUGAUUGAAUGCUUCAUGGCAUUGGGUUUUCUGCCUUAUUCUUAGAGUACCCCGCUCCAGGAGAAAAUUACCAUAUUAGUCUAAAAUGUUCUUGUGGUGUUAAGUCCAUUACAGCAGGCGGCAAUUGAGUUUCCUUAAAAAAUGAUGCAUGAUGCUGCCAUUGUAAUAUAAUACUUGUCAAAUAUAAAUUGGUAACUUACUUUGAAAUAGAUAAAUGGACCAAGAGAUACAAUUAGUUUCUAAUACUGAUGAUAGACAGGGAUUUUUUUUCUUCGGAAUAACUGCUAAUCAUUUUAUAUGUACUAGUAAUAAUGGUGACAGGUUUGUUUCUACAACUUGUACUUAAAUGAUACAUAUACAUGUAUAUUGUUAGUAUGAAUGGUUGUAUUUAAUAUUGCGUGCAAAUUGAAAAUAAUUCUUGUUUUACAGUAGAUAGAUGUUGAAUGUCAAAUACUUUAAAUUUACAACCAGUCAUAAAUCAUUUAAAUUAAGUGCUACUCCAAGGGUACCAGUUACGGCCCUUACUGUUCAAAUGUAUUAGAGAUGUAUUGUGGCGAUAAUGAGAUUUGUACAUAAUUAUGUGAAUUGUUUUUUGCUCACUUUUGAGAUGACAAAGAACUGCUUGUAUAUUGCAGAUUUAUGAAGAUAAAUUUCAAAAUCAGAUUAUCUGAAUAUAUACCGGUAUAAGUCAGAUUGGUGUUAUUAGUAAUAUUUAUUAUUCUGGUCAAAUAAAUGUCUCCCUAAAUUUGCAUUAUAAUAAUAAAUAUUUAUUCCAAUGUUUUCUUUCUACAUAAUGGAACUUGUCACUAUGAAAAAUGGCAAAGCAAUUAAAUUAGUAAUAUAUACUCAAUGACAAAUAGUCGAUCAGAUUAAAGAGAUGAGAUUUAGUUGAGUCUUAUAUUUUAGACUUCAUCCCUCCAUAAUUAUUCUGCAGCAGAUUUUUACUCAUAGUCUACGGGGAAUUCCUAAGUGUAUAAUAAGAAAGGAGUGGAAUAAUGGUGUUAUCAAUAUUUGAUAAAUGACACAGAAAUGAAUGAAUGGGGUUUAACCUCCUACUUUUCUGAUGACAAAUGGUCUUUAUAAAUAUUGGCUACUUAAGUUAUUACAUAUAGCUUAUUUUAUUGGCGCUAUUAAAGGCCAAUAUUGGUGUAGUCAUUAUCACAUAUGUGACAGAACUGGAUAAACACUUCCAAAUAUAAUUUUAACACAGAGAUCAUUGCUACAAUAAAUGUGUUAUAAAGCUUUCGAAGUAAUUAUUAGUCAGCAGAAAUUCGCCCGUGUAUCUGUUAUCACUUGUCACUUCAGUUAGUUAUAUAGAAGGAUAACUUGUGUUUUCCUUUUGUGUUCGUCAUUUCCCUUUCUUGAAAGCUUCAUAACCCAUCUAUCAUAGCAACGAUCUCUGUUUUAAAAUUAUAUUUCGAACGUGUUUAACCAGUUCUAUCAUAUAUGUGAUAAUGACUGACACCAAUAUUGUCCUUUAAGUCUGCCACAGGUGGAAAUAUAAAAGUAUCCAGUAUAAAUAUAUAGACCUAUAUUAACUGUGAUAAAAGAAUUUAUAUAAGCAAAUUAUUUUUACUACAAUAUUUCUAUAUAUGAAAAUUGUACUGCUUUUUGCUCAUUAGUUGUGUGCUAGAAAAAAACAUGUUAUUAUUAUAAAA
Messenger RNA from Patella vulgata (common limpet), 2569 nucleotides. Its product is annotated as ras-related protein Rab-32B. Bases 23 to 712 code for a protein of 229 amino acids. The record is from RefSeq and is a predicted model, not a curated record. The transcript has 9 exons. Lineage: Eukaryota; Metazoa; Mollusca; Gastropoda; Patellidae. Gene Ontology annotation, biological process: vesicle-mediated transport. Gene Ontology annotation, cellular component: Golgi apparatus; trans-Golgi network; vesicle. Gene Ontology annotation, molecular function: GTP binding; GTPase activity.